AUGGCAACAACCACCCUCUCGAGCGCUCCAAAGUCGCAGAUACCCAACCCAUUCCAUAUGGUCUCUCUUCAGCGUGGUAACACGAGGCGUGACCCGCCACCGAAGGCGCUGCCCCGUACUCCAGAGUCAUCCUCGUCGUCAUAUGUCUCUGCUCAAGACAUGCCUGAGACCACACAUAUGACUUUCAAGCGACUCCGAUCAUCAUUGGAGCAGAGUUUGAAGACCGCCACACGCUCCAGGGCGAAAUUCCUACCACCUGUUGAUGACUUUGCGACCAUCACCGAGAUGGGUAAAGGCAAGGAGAAAGCACCUGAAGAACACGUUGCUGUGAAAGGGCAGGAGAAGGAUAAGAUCAAGUUCGGCAUGCUGAGGCGAUUGGAAUCAAGGGUAGGACUUCACAGGGCUGCACGGGUAUCGACAUCGACAUCGAUCCCCCAUGACGCAAGUCACACCAACGCGACUGGAGCGCAUGCUGUCAAUAACGCGGAUGUAGUCACCCAGUCACGCCAGGCUGGAUUCACGAGUUUUGCUACCCCGUCCCUGCGGCAGGCAUCUGUGUCUUCGCCUGCUCUCCAUCUCUCUUCCCAAAAUUUGACGUCGCAUCCGUCGCAGCCUGGAGCUAUGGCGCCACCAACAAAUGCAGGCACUGUCACACCUGCACGCGAUCGCCCGCGGCGCGCGAGUGAUCGCGCCAUGACCACCGCAGUGGCGCUUGCAAUGCCUGACCGCUCUGGUGCGGCCUCCCCACGGGCAAGUAAAUCUCGUCCACCUCCAAUAUUCUCUACCCCCAGGGGACGUUCGUCAUUGGACACACCUAGGCUGAGCCAUGAUUCGCCAAGUCCGCCCGACACCCCGAAACCCCUGUCCAACUCCCGAAGGCAGAUGGGCGACCUGUCCAGAACGCCUGUGGCUGCGGGUGCAACUCACCUGCCCCAUGGCGGCAGCCCACCUUCCUCUCCUCCUCCGAACCGUGCAAUGAGUUCACGAGCAAGGACCCCUCCCAAGGUCGUGACUCCCGCAUCAUAUCAGGGGCUUACUUCUGCAUCUGCAUCUGAUCUUCCCUUAAACUCCUACAGUCCACCAACGUCAUCAUCAACUCCAGCCCGCAGGCCUUCUGUAGAUGCACCAAGGAGACCCUCAGUCGAUGCGCCACGGAGAGGUCCUAUUGAUGUCCCGCAGAGGCCCUCUUUUGAUACCCCCCGAAGACCGUCUGCAGAAGUGAUGCGAAAGGCAUCUGGUGAAACCUCUCGGAGAGCCUCCGUUGAAGUGCAGCGGCGAACCACGGCCUCCCUUGUGCCUAGAGCAUGUUCCCCUCAGUCCACCGUGCGUCCACGUGCAACGUCACCUUCUCAGCGCACGCUUGCAAACGCCCAGAAUCGGCAUUUCAAUAUCUCCACUACUUCCCUUAUCUCUCCCUCCACUCCAGAGCAGCGUGAGGUUAUCCGCGCUGCAACGUCCCUUCUGUGUAAAGAAUUGAGGAAGGCGCCACCGCAUCUUGCACGCAGUGAUACGCAGAAGGAGUGGGCGGAAGUAGAGGUGCGCUUGCAGCCCUUAAUCAGGCUUGAACGCGUUUGGGGGAAGAGUGGCGGUGCUAGCGCUAGCCAGGUUGCCGCGGGCGGUGUUGGUUCCAUCGUGCUUAACCCUGCUGGGGAGGAAAGAGAGAGAAAGCUCUUCUGCGAGGCUCUUCGUGACGGCGUUGUUCUCUGCCAGUUGAUGAACAAGCACUGUCCUGGGACCAUAACUCGCAUCGACUACCGUGAAGAUGGUUUCAAGCACACCAGCAACAUCACUAGGUUCAUUGCUGCGUGCUCGCAACACAACGUCCCUUCCGACGACAUCUUCUAUCGUGACGAUCUCAUCCAGGCGACUCCAGAAACCCUUUGCCGCGUGGCACGUACUAUCAUUUCGUCGAUCAAGCUUUUUGAAAACCCUGGAGUCGACCGUGUCAAGGUCAUUACCGGUCAAGGCAAGAAGGGUGCCAUCAUGGCUUCAAGUAACGGCCCCUACUCUCCGGCAUCUUCUCGCGCUGCUUCUUCCACGCCAAAUCUGCGGCCACGAUCGGUCUCUCCUAUUUCUCCUUCCGUGCGCUCUGAUAGUCCCCAGUCGGGAACAUCUGCUGGUACAGCUAAGGGAGUUUCAACCGUAGAUGGAAGCACAACACCGGCCAGCAAUAGCGAUCAUGAAGCCGACGAGGUCCCUUCUAUAACACGUCCAUCUCAAAACCCUAGAUCUCCCUUUCAUGCGCACUCCCAAACUGGACUUCCAGAUGAUAAUAGCGUUAGCCCCCUCUCCAGCCUUCAACCACUUGAGAUUCCCUUUCCUCAAGACCCGAUAUCGCAAGUGUCCAGUCCGUCGACGACGGGCUAUGAUGCCGACUAUCCACCACGACAGUCAAGAACGUCGAGCAAUCUCACAGAAAACACCAACUUCUCCAGCAUCUUUGACAUCAGACGGGCGAGCAGCACUAACCAGAACAAGUUUGGGACCAUCAGGACUUUCACAACAGACGCAACCUCUUGCUCUGAGGUGCCCUCGUUCACUCAGACGGAGGCCAGCUCGGUUGCAGCCUCCAUGGCAGAAGAGAUGAGCAGGAGGCGGGGUAGUGGAGAACCUACAUCUCGGUUGAGAGAGCGACACCCGAGCGAGCCAGGUGUACCUGAUCUGGUUAGCCUUGCAGAGGAAGAGGAGAACAGUAAUAGUGCCUGUGGGUCGAGCUUCAAGGACCACAAGAGUGAGAGUUUACGGCCGAGAGAACCCUUGCAAGAGCGGGAAACAGAAGCGCAGAGCCGUGUGCGGCUCGGUAAGGGCAAAUGGCCCGACGAUUUUCUGGACGCUUUCCAGGCGCAAGCUCCAAACCCAUCUCGUCCAAUUCCGAUUGCAACAUCGUCAAAGCACGUUGAUACAUCUCUCAGUUCCAGUCCUCUGUCAGUAUCCCAGACCAGAAAGCUUUCCAUUGUUGGGACAUCACGACACAGUGAUAGUGUGGAGUCCACAGCCAGAAGGCCAGUUCAUCGGUCAAACCAUAGCGCGGACUGUCCCACAGAUCCUGAAGCCGAAGAAUUCAGUACUCCAGUACACGGAAUGGUGCUCGCAGAAACGGGGCCUACUAUCCUCGGAAUAGCCUCGAAGAUCCUGGGACAGGAAAAGAUGACGAUCCUCAUAGUCGUCCCCUUCCCGCGUGCCGUGUCGGGGGAACAUAGUGCUCGUGCUACUCCGUCUCCCGAUUCUCCUGUCAGGAACAAUAUCACAAAGAACCAGGAUGCUCCCCGUGUGCGUGGUCGCUUCCAGAGUGACGUUGAAGAUCCCCGAGCUCGAAGAUGCAGUCGCCCGACUUCGUACGAUGAGUUGGGCAGACCCCAGAGGUCUCGAUACGAAAGCAUGGUCAAUUUGGGGGUGGCAUCUACAAAUGCAAGUGCGAGCGAUUUGCUAUCAAGGGACUCCGGGGAUGGAGGCGCCGUACGGCAGAGUGUAAUAGUCAAGGAAGAAGGGAAGCCAGCGACUCACUUCCAACUCGGAAAUUGCAUCGGCCGCGGACAGUUCGGCACAGUGUAUCGGGCUCUGAAUUUGACAACCGGACAAAUGGUGGCAGUUAAACGAAUCCGAUUAGAAGGCCUGAAAGAGGACGAAGUCGCCCAGCUUAUGAGGGAGGUAGACUUUAUGAAAAGACUUUCACACCCAAGCAUUGUCAAGUAUGAAGGAAUGGCUCGAGAUGAACAAUAUCUCAACAUCGUUCUCGAGUAUGCUGAGAGUGGCUCGUUGGGCCAGAUGCUGAAAGCCUUCGGCAAGUUGAACGAGCAUCUAGUGGCGAGCUAUGUUGUCAAGAUUCUUGAAGGCUUGCAUUACUUGCAUCGCUGCGAUGUUGUCCACUGCGAUUUGAAAGCGGCGAACAUCCUCACCACAAAGACGGGGAAUAUUAAACUUUCGGAUUUCGGUGUUUCCUUGAACCUGAAGGCUAUAGAGCGAGAGAAGGAUGUCGCUGGCACACCGAACUGGAUGGCUCCAGAGGUCAUCGAGCUCAAAGGGGCUUCAACGAAGUCUGACAUUUGGUCGUUGGGAUGCACAGUUGUUGAACUUCUUACUGGACGUCCGCCAUUUGGGGAUAUCACCAACACCAUGACAGUCAUGUUCCGCAUUGUCGAGGACGAGAUGCCAAUACCUGAAGAAUGCUCGGAACCGUUGAAGGACUUUCUUCAGCAAUGCUUCCAGAAGGAACCCUUGAUGCGACCUGAUGCUGAGCGAUUGUGCGAGCACCCCUGGUUGAAGAAAAAUUGGGAUGCGCUCAAGGAGCUUCGUCCCCAGGAUAGCAUACCUUUUCUUCGGCGUGUCAGCACUGAUCUUCAAAAGAUUGAUAUUGCAUACCUUGCGUCAAUGGAUGCAAACAGGAUCGAUUCUCCCGUCUCGGUGGCUUCGGUUCAAGAGGAGUCAUCAAAGUCUCCAAGAUGUAGAUUAUCCAGUGGGCCAACUUCGCCAAUGUCUCUUCCGGAGGAGACUCUAUUCACACCUAGGGAUCACUCCUUCAUCAGGACCGCCUUUGGGAAACCCAUGGUCUGCAGAGUGUGUAUGGGAAGCAUCAAAAGGAGCGCCGUCAUUUGUGACAAGUGUAAUCUUAUCACUCACUCAAUGUGUGCUCCUGAAGCUCCUCCCACAUGCGACCUCCGCGCUCAACUGUUGCUUUAUGCACAGUACGCUGAGCAAGGAGGCCACGCUGGUAUCUCACUCGACGGAUUGAAUGGUUUGCAUCCUCCUCGUUCAUCAAUAAAUGUUCCUUCCGAAGUGUCCUUCGCUACGCCUUCUCCACGACCAAGCUUGGACUUCACGCCCUCACAAUCGCCCUCACCCACUUCACCCAUUGCCUACAAGUUCCUGAAUCCUUUCAAACGUUCCCGUUCUUCCCUAGCAACAGAGAACAGACCACCCCCUUCCACGUCGCCGUCACCAAUCCCUCAGCCUCUGUCUCACGAUGAUGUCACUCCCAAGCGAAAACCCUCUAAGCUCCAGCCGAAUAUGAUAUCCAACGAGCGACCGCAUUCUUUGUCAAGCAAUAGUACAGCCCCUAAUGCUAGUAGCACGUGGACAGCUGACAGUCAGUCCAGCCGACAAGACCCGGGCCGUAAAUCAGUCCUUUCCACAGUUGAGCCCGAUACAGACACCAUACCACAACGUCCGCCAGUUCCUGACAAGAAACCCAUGCCUGUUCAUGUCGUGACCUGCCACUACCAAUGA
Molecule: messenger RNA, 5223 nt
Organism: Suillus paluster
Lineage: Eukaryota; Fungi; Basidiomycota; Agaricomycetes; Boletales; Suillaceae
Exons: 10
Coding region: 1-5223 (1740 amino acids)
Biological process (GO): protein phosphorylation
Molecular function (GO): protein binding; protein kinase activity; ATP binding
Source: RefSeq, a predicted model, not a curated record